This is a messenger RNA of Dendrobium catenatum, 489 nucleotides long. RefSeq lists its product as uncharacterized. Lineage: Eukaryota; Viridiplantae; Streptophyta; Magnoliopsida; Asparagales; Orchidaceae. The record is from RefSeq and is a predicted model, not a curated record. The transcript has a single exon. Bases 1 to 489 code for a protein of 162 amino acids.
AUGAAUGAUAAUGACUAUCAUGAUGUUGGAGUGGUUGGUCCAAGAUAUACUUGGUGCAAUAAUAAAGUGGGAAGUGGAAGAAUUCUUAAACGUUUUGAUAGUUGUUUGUUGAAUUCCAUGGCUCUUCAAAAUAUCCAAAUUGCGGUGGUAAGACACUUAGCCAGAGUGGCUUCAGACCACUUCCCUAUAGUGCUGAAACUAUUUGAAGUAUCAAUAAGAAUGAGAAGGUAUAUCAAGUUUGAAGAGGUUUGGUUAUCCUUUAAAAUAGCGGCACACAUAGUUUCUAAAGGAUGGAAGAAGAACUAUGUUGGAGAUGACAUGGAAGUCCUGAACAAGAAGUACAAGAGAAAUUUAAAUGAUUUGUUCUACUAUAGCAAGAACAAACUGAAAGACUUUUCAAGUGAAAAGGAGAGGUUGAAGGCUGAAAUAAUACUACUUCAGAAAGAAGAAGCUAGGAAUGGUUGGAUGGAUGAAGAAAAUUUAUGGUAG